UGUCUCUGCAAGUUUUCAACUCCUCUACCGCUGUCUUAAAGUGCGAAUUACUAUCUCUGUUAAAAAUGAAUACGUGAUUAUUCGCAUUCAUUUUUUCAUAAUAGGUCUGACUGUUUCCUACUUAAAUGGAAACAGUCGUGAUACUUCAGUUUUUUUUUACUUCUUAAUCGUUGAAAGAUAAAGUGCUGAAGGAAAAAGUAUGAAGUUUGCAGAACAUUUAGCUGCUCAUAUCACUCCCGAGUGGAGAAAACAGUAUAUUCAGUAUGAGGAAAUGAAGUCCAUGUUAUACUCGGGAGUGGAAAGGGCUCCUUCCCCUGAAGUUGUUGACCUAAGUGACAUUGCUCGAUUUUAUGCAAAUUUUGAUGAAGAUUUUUUUCAUCACUGUGAAAAGGAGCUUAGAAAAAUUAACACAUUUUUUUCUGAAAAAAUUGCUGAAGCCUCAAGAAAGUCGAGCAACCUUAAAAGUGAGCUUCAUAAUGCUAUUUCAAGUGAGGAAGGAGUUCGUUCCGGAUCUAGCAAAAAAUUUGCUGUUAAAAAGGCUCUAAAUCGGCAAGUGAAACGGAAUGUUCAGUAUAGGAAAAUGCAUGAAUUAAGAUUAGCAUUUAGUGAAUUCUAUCUCAGUUUAAUCCUUCUGCAAAAUUACCAAAAUUUGAACUUUACUGGCUUUCGCAAGAUUCUUAAGAAACAUGAUAAGUUAUUAGGCACUGAUGCUGGAGCCAAAUGGAGGCAACAAUGGGUUGAUGUUGCUCCCUUCUAUGUUAAUAAAGAUAUUGAUAAAUUAAUCCAUGACACUGAGAAUAUAGUUACUAGAUACUUAGAAGGUGGUGAUCGUCAAAAGGCUAUGAAAAGAUUGCGAGUUCCUCCUCUUAAUGACCAGCAAUCUCCAUGGGUAACAUUCAAAGUUGGUCUAUUUUCUGGUGCCUUUGCUGUUCUAGUCUGUGCUGUUAUAAUAUCUGCUAUUUUCACCAAUGCUCCUGAUAAUUGGCGCAUUGCUGUCCGUUUGUAUCGAGGAAGCUUACUGAUAAUCUUGUUCCUUUUCCUGAUUGGAGUGAAUGUGUAUGGUUGGCGUACUUCUGGAGUAAAUCAUGUAUUAAUAUUCGAAUUAGAUCCUCGUAAUCAUCUCUCAGAACAACAUUUGAUGGAGAUAGCUGCCAUCUUCAGUGUGAUGUGGGCCCUGAGUGUCCUUGCUUUCCUCUUCAGUGAUGCCCUCUCCAUUCCUGCAUAUGCAAAUCCUUUACUUUUAGUUGUUCUCCUCUUUGCAUUCCUUUUCAAUCCAACCCGCACCUUGCAACAUCAUGCAAGAUUCUGGCUUUUGAGAGUACUGGGAAGAAUAAUAGCUGCUCCAUUUUUUCAUGUUGGAUUUGCUGAUUUCUGGCUGGCUGAUCAACUUAAUAGCCUUGUUCCUGUCUUAGUUGAUUUCCAGUAUUUUAUUUGUUUCUAUGUGACAAGUGUGAAUUGGGAAGUUAAUACAGAUUCUAAUAAGUGUGUUGAUGAUGUGGGAUUGAUUUCAAGACCUAUUGUGGCUUGCCUACCUGCAUGGUUUCGUUUUGCACAAUGUCUGAGACGUUACAGAGACACCAAAGAAGCCUUUCCUCAUCUUGUGAAUGCAGGAAAAUACUCUACAACAUUUUUUAAUGUCAUAUUCUCAUCACUGUAUGUUUAUACCAAAGAUAAUUAUGGUUCUACAUGGGAAAAUCCUUUCUUUUAUUUGUGGAUUGUAUUUGGUUUUAUUAGUUCCAUUUACACGUACAUCUGGGACAUCAAGAUGGAUUGGGGUUUAUUUGAUGAAAAUACUGGUGAGAAUCGAUUUUUAAGAGAAGAGAUAGUUUAUUCAUCUCCAAAUUAUUAUUACUUUGCUAUUGUGGAAGAUUUAGUAUUAAGAUUUGGUUGGACAUUAUCGGUUUCAUUGACCGAAAUGGGCCUCAUUCAUGCAGAUAUCAUGUCUUCCGUGCUUGCACCACUCGAAGUUAUCAGGAGAUUCGUCUGGAAUUUUUUUCGUCUUGAGAAUGAGCACCUCAACAACUGUGGUAAAUUCCGAGCUGUUCGAGAUAUUUCUGUGGCUCCCUUAGAUUCUAGUGACCAAACUCUCCUUUUAUGUAUGAUGGAUGAACCAGAUGGUGUCAUCAAUCGAAGAAAGAAGGAGCGUAAAUAUCCAAAUCGUAGGAAAAAGUCUGAUACCAGAAUCCUGUUGGAUGAUAAUGAGACAGAUGAUCCUGACAUAUAAGUGCUGCAUAUUAAAAGUGAAGAAAUAUUUACACCGAAAAAGAAUAUUUUUUGUUGAUGUGAAAGCCCAUGUUGUAGUUCAUUGGCUGUGGUUUGAUAGACCUUGUACUAUGUACAAAAUUCAUUUUUAUUGUACAAUGAAUGCCAAUGAAUCUAUAGAUUACAGCCAAUUUAGUGAGCAUGUAGUAGUCACUAGGAAUUAAAAAGUAAUUUUAUUUCUGGGAUGUAGUUAAAAUUUGCUAGUUGAUUCAAAAUUUUCAUUACAUGUUUUAGUAGAAUUUGUAAACAUUUUGUAUAACAUUUGUAACAUAUGGUCCAUAUAGAAUUAUAUUCCUUGUGCUGCAAAAUGUUUAUAUUUUUAUAAUGGUUAAAAAAGUAUAAUUUCUCUUUUGAAGCCAUCAAAAAUUAUAAUUAUGAUGAUUUUUUUAGUUCAAAAAUUGUUUAAAAGCAAUUUUUACUUUGAAUAAUGAAAGUGAUCAAAUUUAAUAUAAUGCAUAUACUGUUAUGUUUAAAUCUGAAAUGUGAAAAUUUUCAGAGAUAG
Argiope bruennichi is the source of this 2764-nucleotide messenger RNA. RefSeq names its product xenotropic and polytropic retrovirus receptor 1-like. The coding region runs from base 200 to 2224 and encodes 674 amino acids. The transcript is spliced from 16 exons. The record is from RefSeq and is a predicted model, not a curated record. Gene Ontology annotation, molecular function: inositol hexakisphosphate binding. Gene Ontology annotation, cellular component: Golgi apparatus; cytoplasm; plasma membrane. Gene Ontology annotation, biological process: phosphate ion transport; cellular response to phosphate starvation. Lineage: Eukaryota; Metazoa; Arthropoda; Arachnida; Araneae; Araneidae.